Messenger RNA from Penicillium paradoxum, 1167 nucleotides. Its product is annotated as elongator complex protein 4. Gene Ontology annotation, biological process: tRNA wobble uridine modification. Lineage: Eukaryota; Fungi; Ascomycota; Eurotiomycetes; Eurotiales; Aspergillaceae. The coding region runs from base 1 to 1167 and encodes 388 amino acids. Gene Ontology annotation, cellular component: cytoplasm; transcription elongation factor complex; elongator holoenzyme complex. The transcript is spliced from 2 exons. The record is from RefSeq and is a predicted model, not a curated record.
AUGUCCUUUCGCAAGCGCAAUAUCGGUCUCUCUCCCGGAGUGGACCGCAACGCUGUUCCCAAUGCUACCGCACAGCCCGCUGCGCCAGAGAGCACGCCCGGCAUCCGCCCCUCCCCCGAUGAUGGACGUCCAACAACCUCGACAGGGACUCGGUCUCUAGAUAAUCUUCUUGCAGGCCAUGCAGGACUUCCGAUGGGAAAGCUAUUGUUGAUUGAGGAGAAUGGAACUACGGAUUUCGCGGGCGCAUUGCUACGAUACUAUGCGGCGGAGGGUGUGAUCCAAGAGCAGAAGGUUCAUGUGAUUGGAGUGCCAGAGCAAUGGGGUCGAAGUUUGCCUGGCCUGAUCGGCUCAGCAGAAUCCUUGGACGAGAAGAGAUCUGAUAGGCGCAAGGAUGAUCGUAUGAAGAUUGCCUGGCGAUACGAGCGUUUGGGCGAGUUUGGGGCUGUCGCUGGUUCGCGGGGUGGCCCUUCUAAUCCCGGGGAGCAGGAUGCAGCAACAGCAAAAGAAGCGCCCGCUUUCUGUCACGCCUUCGAUCUCACAAAACGUCUCACCCACCCAUCUAUCACCAACAUGUCCUUCAUUCCACUUAUGCCCUCGAAAGAGUCACCAUUCCUCGCUAUCCUCAAACGACUCCAAACCACAAUCGCUUCCAGCGGCCCCGGUGUCAUUCACCGUAUCGUCAUUCCUUCUCUUCUCAACCCCACAAUGUACCCGCCUGACGCCUGCCAACCCCAGCACGUUCUCCAGUUCUUCCACGCUCUCAAAGCGCUGAUGAGUGCGCACACCACCCGUGUGACCGCAAUGAUCACCAUGCCUUUGUCUCUCUAUCCCCGAUCAUCAGGCCUGGUUCGGUGGAUCGAGCUGCUCAGUGAUGGCGUCAUUGAGCUUUGUCCCUUCCCACACUCCGCGGAUGCGAUGGCUACCUCGGGAGCGGCGACUUCCCAAGAAGAACCACCCCAGGGUAUGCUCAAGACUCAUCGCCUCCCAGUGUUGCAUGAGCGCGGUGGUGGAAGCGAUCAGAAUGUUGGACAGGAUUGGGCGUUUAUUUUGAGCCGUCGGCGAUUUGAGAUUAAGCCGUUCAGCCUGCCACCAGCUGAGGGGGAUACCGAGGCACAAGACGCGUCGGCUCCCAGCGGAAUGCCCAAGAAAUCGGAUCUCGAAUUUUGA